This is a messenger RNA of Rhinichthys klamathensis goyatoka, 2033 nucleotides long. RefSeq names its product B cell receptor associated protein 29 (gene bcap29). The record is from RefSeq and is a predicted model, not a curated record. NCBI's taxonomy places the organism in Eukaryota, Metazoa, Chordata, Actinopteri, Cypriniformes, Leuciscidae. Gene Ontology annotation, biological process: tRNA processing. Gene Ontology annotation, molecular function: tRNA dihydrouridine synthase activity; flavin adenine dinucleotide binding. The transcript has 12 exons.
CACUGGCAAACGGAAGUGACAAACGGUGCUGUUUGUGACCAUGCGUGUUUUAGUCUAAUGUUUACUCUUCUGAACGCGCUUUUUAAAGGAAUACAUAUGUACGGUUUGUAAUUUAAAAUGGACUACAUUUUAAUUAGGAGUUUAAUACUUAAAACUAGUAUUUGACAUGCUUACUUACAAUAUGGCAGGAUUGUGAGUCGCGGAAUUUAUGACAGAGGUCCACAAUAAAAUAAUAAUGGACAGUGGGAAUAUCAUCACGGACUUGUUUAACAGGGGAAGGCCAGUCAGAGUAUGUGCGCCCAUGGUGCGUUACUCAAAGUUAGCUUUCAGAUGUUUAGUCAGGAAAUAUGACUGUGAUUUAUGUUUCACCCCAAUGAUCAUUGCAGCUGAUUUCAUGCGCUCUGCAAAAGCCAGAGACAGUGAAUUCACCACCAAUAAGACUGACCGACCCUUAAUUGUCCAGUUUGCUGCGAAGGACGCACAGACGCUGGCAGAUGCUGCAUGUGUGGUUUCUCCUUUCUCAGAUGGGGUGGAUUUGAACUGUGGCUGUCCACAAAGGUGGGCCGUGUCUGAAGGCUACGGUGCGUGUCUGAUUAACAAACCUGAGCUUGUGAAAGACAUGGUUAGGCAUGUCCGAAACCAAAUAGACAAUCCCAACUAUGCAGUAUCCAUUAAAAUAAGAAUACACAAAGAUGUCAGGAAGACAGUGGAUCUCUGUCAGAAGGUGGAGGCAGCAGGCGUCUCAUGGAUUACAGUUCACGGGCGUACAUCCGACGAGAGGCACCAGCCUGUUCAUUAUGAUGCCAUCAAGACCAUCAAGGAUAGCCUUUCCAUCCCAGUCAUCGCUAAUGGUGACAUCAAGAGCUUGCAGGAUGUGGAGGCCACCUACGCCCUCACAGGGGUGGAUGGUGUCUGAAAUAAAAUGACGUUGCAGUGGACUGCGGUCGCUUCCUUCCUGUACGUGGAAAUUGGUGUUCUUGUCAUCUUCUGUCUACCUUUCGUCUCUCCGCAAAGAUGGCAGAGGAUUUUCAAAUGGAGCAUCUGGAACCGUCUUUCCCAGUUCUGGAACAAGGGCUUUCUCACCAUGAUAGUAAUCCUCAUUGUUCUCUUUCUUGACGCCCUGCGUGAGGUGAGGAAGUACUCGAACGCUGACCAGACCAAAGAUGCCAAACUGCACCCCAACAUGUUUGACCACAUGCACAUGAAGCUCUUCCGAGCCCAGAGGAACCUCUACAUCUCUGGCUUCUCGCUCUUCCUGUGGCUUGUCAUGAGGAGAGUCAUCACUCUGAUUAACCAGUUGGCCGUGGCCCUCGGCACCAGUGCUGCUCUGCAGACUCAGGCUGAAAGCGCCAACAAAGCUGCCAAGAAAUACAUGGAGGACAAUGAGAUGCUCAAACAGGCACUGGUGGAUCCUAAAGGAGAAGGAGGGAAGAAACAAGAUACAGAAGAGAACAAACUCCUGAAGAAAGAGGUGCAGAGACUGACAGAGGAGCUUCAGAGCAGAACAGAUGCUCUGAAAAAGUCCAAGUCGGAUUUAGAUGCCAUGAAGAAACAAACUGAAGGACUAACCAAAGAAUACGACCGUCUCCUUCAAGAGCACCAGGAGCUUCAGAAUCAGCCGGACAAUGGAGACAAAAAGGAUAACUAGGCAAGUUGACACAAAGGAAACCUGUAUGAUAAUCACUCACCUGGUAGCAUGACAUCACAUCCUGUCAGGUUACCUGCUCACCACACAUUUGUAGUAGCGGUUUGGCUUUGAUACACAUCUCUAUUGUUUUGAUGUUCUGGCUGAUGCGGGGCAGUGCUGUUUUUUAAGAUCGUCUCCAAAAAACUGUAUCCGCACACUCGUUUUAUUGAGGUUAUUUAGUGAAUAAGCCAUAUUAGACUGAUGUUUGCAUGUUGAAAUGCUUUACCUCAUGUUGCUUUCAUUCUCCUCUGCUUGAUUCUCUCCCUCGUUUCAUUUGAAAGUGCAUAUUGAUCCAGGCUGUCGUGCAACAUCCAGAAACUUCCCACAAACAAACUUGCAAACAUGA